This is a messenger RNA of Phytophthora nicotianae INRA-310, 579 nucleotides long. RefSeq lists its product as hypothetical. The record is from RefSeq and is a predicted model, not a curated record. The coding region runs from base 1 to 579 and encodes 192 amino acids. Lineage: Eukaryota; Oomycota; Peronosporomycetes; Peronosporales; Peronosporaceae. The transcript has a single exon.
AUGGCUCUUCCAAGUGGAGACAUUGUGCCGCAUCAGCGGCCACAACUCGGCGGACGACAACGACACGCUACCUUCAAUCACCGGUACAGCGAUGGAGGAAUCUGCGUCGCGGUGGUUCCUUUUUUGGGUUUCCAGAACGCCAGUGAAGGAGCAGACGUGGGGGCGAUUCACCCACGAUGCACUCGUGCACUUCGAAGCCUCCAACUAUCAGCCGUGUUGCGCCACAAACUUCGCCAGCUCCGCCAGGACAGUGACAUCGAAGAGUACAAUGGGAAGUACUCGUCCCUGAUUUUCCGUGUUGAGGACAUGAGCGAAGUUGACCAAGUAAGUUACUACUGUGACAGCCUCAAUCGAGCGACCCAGGCCUACGUCAAGCUCCAUAACCCAACGACACUGAGCGAAGCGAUGGAUCAAGCUGUCAAGCACGAGAUGUCGCACUUCAGCGGGGGACGUAAGACAGCUAUGGACAAGUCGCAGCGUGGGGACCGCUCCCACAUCCCAAAACAUUCGAGUUCAUUCAAAGACAAAAAAAUUGUUGAAUCGCCGCUCUUUCAAGCCCGGCCACUACGCGCCCGCUGA